This is a messenger RNA of Stegastes partitus (bicolor damselfish), 2004 nucleotides long. Its product is annotated as amyloid beta A4 precursor protein-binding family B member 1-interacting protein-like. Lineage: Eukaryota; Metazoa; Chordata; Actinopteri; Pomacentridae. The transcript has 13 exons. The coding region runs from base 30 to 1376 and encodes 448 amino acids. Gene Ontology annotation, biological process: signal transduction. The record is from RefSeq and is a predicted model, not a curated record. Gene Ontology annotation, cellular component: cytosol; plasma membrane.
CUGCGGGUGUUUUUUGGCACUUCCACUCCAUGGUGCUAUCAAGCGUGAAAGACACAGCAGAGAUGGAUGAAAUAGACGACAUGUUCAGUCACCUGCUCGGAGAGAUUGAUCAUCUCUCUCAGAGUUUGAUGCCUCCAGAAGCGGAUCCGGCCUCGCUGAGAGAAAACACUUUCUCUAUCGGCUUCACAGACCUGAACGAGUCGCUCAAUGAACUGGACGACCACGAGCUGGACGCUCUGGUGGCUGACCUGGGAUCAAAUUUAAACCUGCCAGAACCCUCCACCUGUCAACAGGCAGAUAAACACAGUGCACCACAUGCCACGACUCAGGGAUCUGAGCCAGCAGCUGCCCGUCCUGCCCCACCAAACACCACCGAAUCCUCCAGGAGCGAACCUCAAACAAAGGCAGACAAAAUUAAACUGGCCCUGGAGAAGCUGAAAGAAGCCAAAGUGAGGAAGCUGAUAGUAAAGGUGCUGAUGAGCGACGGCAGCUCCAAGACUCUGAUGGUGGACGAGAGGCAGUCGGUCCGAGAGGUUCUGGACACGCUGUUUGAGAAGACGCACUGUGACUGCAGCAUCGACUGGAGCCUGUGUGAGACCGACCCUGAGCUGCAGAUCGAGAGAGGCUUUGAGGAUCAUGAAUAUCUAGUGGAGCUGCUGUCUGCUUGGACUCGCCACAGUGAAAACAAAAUCCAUUUUGUGUCCAGACCGCAGAAGUAUGUGAUGUUCAGAGACCCUCAGGUAUUUUACAUGUGGAAAAAGAAGAACGCAUGUUCGAGUGGGAUCAACCAGCACGCCAAAGAGCUGCUGAUCAAGGAACAUUUUGGGGGUUCUGCUCUGAUUGUUCCUGACCUUGAGGGAACGCUGCACCUGAAAGAAGAUGGGAAGAAGGUUUGGAAACCUCGCUACUUCAUGCUCAGGGCCUCGGGCAUCUAUUACGUACCCAAAGGAAAGACAAAGUCGUCCAGUGAUCUCGCCUGCUUCGUCCAUUUUGAGAAAGUCAAUGUCUACACCACCAGCAACUACAAACAGAAAUACAAAGCUCCCACCAACUUCUGCUUCAUGCUAAAGCAUCCCUGCAUCCAGAAAGAGUCUCAUUACAUCAAGUUCCUGUGCUGUGAUGACGAGCACACACUGCAGCUUUGGGUCAACUCCAUCAGAAUAGCCAAGUACGGGACUGUCCUCUAUCAGAACUAUCAGGCUGCAGUACGGAGAGCGUCCACUCUGCAGACCCUCACUUCUGCUGGACACAAAGACAGAUCCAACGGUCACGCCUCUCGGACGAGUCCAUCCAAAGCCACAGACGCUGACGGAUACCCACAUGAGCCUCCGCCCAGCUUCAUCCCUCCUCCUCCUCCUGGACACGCUCAUGUUUGAGACGCUACAGCAGCAGCAUCGGCCUCGAUUCAGCCGAUUUAAUCCAAUAAGAGACAAAGGUUCAGUGUUACAUGUCUGAGAGAAUAUUUUAAAAGUUAUUUAUUCACAAAUCUGUAAUGAUAUUUAUUUGUAUUUCGUUGAGGACGAAUAACUUUGGGUACCAAACACACAGUUUUGUCAUGUGUUUCAAUGAGCUGUUUAUUACAAAAAGACUGUACAUAAAUUUCAAUGAACACAUCCUAUGUACAAACUGAGAGGAGAAGACAAAUAUCAGGUUCUGUUCCCAUGAACAUUUAAGUUACAGAUGUUUUUUUUUUCUUUUUGUUUCUUUUUCAUUUCCAUUUGAUCAUAAGAAAACACACAUCAAAGAAAGGCGCCUUGACCUGUGAUGCCCUGAAAUGCUAGACGUUAAAGUGGUAAACAUUACAAAGUUCUGCGCGUCAGUGGUCGUCGUCUCAUGAUUUUCACUAUGAAAAAAGUAUAAAUAAAUCCUUUUACAUACAAACUGCUAGCGAGCCUUCCUCAGCAGUCUCAGACAUAAAAAGAAUGCAAAGCUAGAAAUACAUUAGGUAGAAAAAGUCGUUUUUCUCUCACAAAAAAAAAAAAAAUCACCUCAUGAUGGAAAAAA